Acanthosepion pharaonis is the source of this 630-nucleotide messenger RNA. NCBI's taxonomy places the organism in Eukaryota, Metazoa, Mollusca, Cephalopoda, Sepiida, Sepiidae. The record is from the annotation of a GenBank genome assembly.
AUGUUAUUAAAUUAUGCCCAUCUAUCUAUCUAUCUAUCUAUCUAUCUAUCUAUCUAUCUAUCUAUCCAGCUGAACCAUUCGCAUAACAUUUGUUGUAUUUCUUCCCUCUCAAUCUCCUAUAAGGCUAUCUUCACCGAUACAAAUAUUAAUAGACUGAAUAAGUUCCUUUUUCGACAGUCUGCAGCCAAUGAUGUGUAUACGGCACGCUCAUUAUCUAUCUAUCUAUCUAUCUAUCUAUCUAUCUAUCUAUCUAUGUAUCUCGAUAUGCUCGUUAUCUAUCUAUCUAUCUAUUUAUCUAUCUAUCUAUCUAUCUCGGUAUGCUCAUUAUCUCGAUAUAGUCGUUAUCUAUCUAUCUAUCUAUCUAUCUAUGCUCAUUAUCUCGAUAUACUCGUUAUCUAUCUAUCUAUCUAUCUAUCUAUCUAUCUAUCUAUCUAUGUCGGUAUGCUAUCUAUCUAUCUAUCUAUCUAUCUAUCUAUCUAUCUAUCUCGGUAUGCUCGUUAUCUAUCUAUCUAUCUAUCUAUCUAUCUAUCUAUCUAUCUAUGUAUCUAUCUGAACUUUUCACACGUGCUAUUCGCUGUUUAUCUAUCUAUCUAUCUAUCUAUCUAUCUAUCUAUCUAUCUAUCUAUCUAG